Neurospora crassa OR74A is the source of this 2923-nucleotide messenger RNA. RefSeq names its product superoxide dismutase (gene sod-2). Gene Ontology annotation, biological process: superoxide metabolic process. Gene Ontology annotation, cellular component: mitochondrion. The coding region runs from base 582 to 1319 and encodes 245 amino acids. Gene Ontology annotation, molecular function: metal ion binding; superoxide dismutase activity. The record is from RefSeq and is a predicted model, not a curated record. The transcript has 3 exons. Lineage: Eukaryota; Fungi; Ascomycota; Sordariomycetes; Sordariales; Sordariaceae.
GCUCAAACUGCCGCUUUUCCUCUCAGUCUUGCGAAUUUCAGCUUGCCAACUGUAAAGAGGUUCUUCCGACGGCCCGUUGACGUCUUGACGGGAAGAUUUGAGAGGCUGGCGGGCACAAGAUCCGCGGGCAAUUGAGCACGUUUGCGCGCGAAUCUGGAACUUGACUCCCGUCUUUGUGACCGCUACAACGCCCUCUGUAACGCAAGCGUGGCAGGAGCGCCACAGGGCCCUGGAUGGAGCCAAGCCCAGACGUCAACCGCACAACGGAAGAGAUCAGCUCCAGGGGCACGCACACCUUUCUUGGCAAGAGUGACAAGAUGACAAGAUGCCGACCAAUCAUAGGAGGCAUUGAAAAGGCGAUGGACAAGUGGAAUCAACGACCGAGUCCACUCCUCCUUUCAUGGACCUUCCACUUGCACCCAUUGACGCAAUUCUUGCGUGAGCACCUUGACGGCCGCCCAUCGUGACACUCCGUCACGGUCAACCAUUUGUGACAUUGGUCUACUCGGCCCAUCGCACUGUCCAUCUUGUACGUAGGAUCAGACUCAAAAGGCAGGCGCGGGGUUGAAAAAUCGGACACAAUGGUCAAUCUAGGAAGCAUUUGGCAAAACCUUCUCGCCUCGCAAGCUCCUCUCCAGUCCAUGACAGGCAACGCAACCACCAUGGCCGGCCUCGCGACUUAUUCCCUUCCGCAGCUACCAUAUGCCUACAAUGCUCUGGAGCCCUACAUCUCAGCCCAGAUCAUGGAGCUUCACCACAGCAAGCACCAUCAGACUUACGUGACCAAUCUCAACAACGCCUUGAAAGUUCACGUCGCCGCCAUCGCCUCUAGCGAUAUCCCCGCCCAGAUCGCCCAGCAGCCCGCCAUCAAGUUCAACGGCGGCGGCCACAUCAAUCACUCGCUCUUCUGGAAGAACCUGGCCCCCGCUGAGACCCCAGAGACCAACUACUCGAAGGCGGCUCCUUCGCUGGCGGCCGAAAUUGAGAAGACAUGGGGUAGUUUUGACGAGUUCAAGAAGGCCUUCUCUGCUGCGCUCUUGGGCAUCCAGGGCAGUGGCUGGGGUUGGCUCGUUAAGGAGUCUACUGCCGAGAAGGGAAGGCUGCGUAUCAUUACUACCAAGGAUCAGGAUCCCGUCGUGGGCGGUGAGGUCCCUGUGUUCGGGGUGGACAUGUGGGAGCAUGCGUACUACCUCCAGUACCUAAACGGAAAGGCUGCGUAUGUUGAGAAUAUCUGGAAGGUGAUCAACUGGAAGACAGCCGAGGAGCGCUUCCAGGGUAGUCGUGAGGACGCUUUUGCGGACCUCAAGGCUUUGCUAUGACUGCGGUUAUGGUCAGCUUGAGGGAUCUAUCGCGUUUACUCGUCAAGGCUAGAAACGACCAGUUCUUACCCCCCUUUAAGGCGUUUCUAACCCGGACGAGUAUUUCCCUCGCGUUAACCAGCGUCUGAUGAAUACAAAUUGUUUCUUACCCUCACUCACUCACACACCCACUUGUUAUCCCCCGCCAUCGCUCGUCCAAUACCUAUUCACUCCGCAUGGGCUUGACGUCCAUGUCUUGGCUUUCUUUUUCAGUACGGUCCUGAACUUCCAGAACUCUGUCUUGUUGUACAUCUACCCCGCGGUUCCGUCUUGUCUGUGUCCUACAACCACCCGCCACCCCUUUGAAAACCUGAGCAACAGCGAUGCCAAGCAUACUCACCGUCCAGGGAGAGCUUACAUAGGUACGAUAGCAGAUAGCUGGAAGUUUCUGGUGCUUGCUAAUCUAUGUUGCCGUUUCGCGAAUUUCUAUCUCCUGCCCAUCUCGUUAUAUGUCAUCGGCCCCCCAAACAUGUCAUAUGCAGACUUCCACUGUGGCGAACGCCCUAGUAUGCAGGAUCUCUUGGACAGGAAUGGACCCCAAGAGAAACUCCCAGGAUGUCAAGGAGACCUGACUGUUUUCCUUCCCGCUCCGCAAAACGCAUCUGAUCGGGGCUGCAGGCUUGCGUUACCUGCACAACGGCAAGCUACGUCGCAUGAGCUGCAGGAACCUGAAGCUUCACUGACUAGCUAGGGGGUAAGCUCCUAACCUUUGCUCCGAAUGACCGAGACAGCAUCAUUCUAUUUACUUUUUUGCUUCCUUCCAUCGCAUCGACUACUGCUACAUAUUGCCCUCGGUUCUACAAAUCGACAAGCAUCACGGCUAUGAUUCAGGAGUAGGACAGCAACACCUCGUGCGUAUGAGACAUAUUCGUCCUAUCCCAUCAAAACGUAUCAUAGCAUCCGAGAACGGUAGCACUGGCCUGAGGUUUCCUGAAGGGAAAUGAGACACAAUUGCCAAUAUUUCACCAGACAACACACUGCCACCUGGCACAAUCCAGGAUUCAACAGUCAUUCUUUCAUGGCAUCCGACGGGAUGAAGCGGGUGCUCAUCUGGAGUAACCUACAAUCACACAGUCCCGUAUUGUUCAAUGUUUCCGUGACAAUCCAACGACUUUUGUGGAAGACCCAUUCAGAUACACAGACGACAAGCCGGGAACUUGGUUCAUGAUAACUUCCUAUUUCAUGUUGAGGUUUGGUCAUUGCCCCGCUGUCCUUGGCCACGCGCUUCACUCCAGUUAAGGGCCCGUGUAAAGGGUGAGUAAAAGUCUUUCGGUGGUUCACCUAGCAACAUUGCAACUGGAAGCAGGAUUACACGGUUAACCGGCACUCCGAAAGGGUUCCCUCUGUCCAGGGCAAUACAAAACAGAUGACGGGCUCGGAAAGCCGCAUGUGUUUUCCUCAAGAUAUGUUGUCUUCCCGGUACUACAUGUACUGCGGCCGGGGCGAAAGACUAUGACCAGGGGCUCAUAUGCUGUCCUUCUGAUGCCGGCAGCCGGAUGCUGAGCGAGUCAAUCAAUGGUACAAUGUCACGGGAAGACAGGAGUGAAAUACCUGAUAAAGAAUAU